AUGGAACUCCCUGGACUGCCUUUCGAGCUGGUCAGGAUGAUUGUCAAUUACAACGACAUCACGCAGCGCGAUCGCUGCGCUCUUGCGCGUGUCAACAAGGCCCACAACAGGAAGGUGAGCGGCUUGCUUUAUCAUGCAGUCGUCUUUUCAGGAAGUUAUCGUGCGGCAAACGGUUCUCUCGUCGCUACAUCCAUUCGCAAGAAUAUCGAAUGCUUCUCCAGAACUCUCGUUGAAUUCCCCCAGCUUGCAGGAAUUGUUCGAUCUGUCACUAUUGAAUCAGCCUGCCGUACAGAUACUGAUGAGCAUGUGACGAUGAACCUCCAGAGAAUUUUGGGAAUGUUGUCUAAUCUUGAGUCUUUCUACUUGAUUGGCAGUCUACAGAGAUCCCGCUCACUGAACAGUCCCCCGACGCUAGAAUGGCAGCCAUUGUCCUCGACCUUGAAAGAGUUGACGCUGUCCACGUAUGGUAUCACAAAAUCACACGCUCUAGCCAUAUUACAACAACCUAAACUCAAAAAGCUAUCGAUCAUAUCAAUCAAGAGUCCAUCUGCUCCACUACCAGCAGUCGACGUUCAACUCAAAACCUCAUCGUUCCCAGCCUUGGAACACCUUGAACUCGGAUCUCUGGUCCAGCACGACGCUUUCACAGCAUCUGUCCUUAGGCGAUGUCACACCCUGAAGUCCCUAAGCUUAAAAGCGGGCAGAGCGGAUGGAAAUGAAGGAGGAGAAGGGGAAAUACCAUUGAGGCAACUCCUUGCUCCGCUGUUCGACACCUUACAGUCUCUUAAGCUCAGAGGAAACACUGGCCCUCAAGGCGACUCUACGUACCUCAACCUUAAUCCCUAUGCGCGUCUCGACUUCGUGGACUUCAAAAAUCUGAGAUGCUUAGACGUUGAAAGAAGAUUUCUCUUUUCUAGCAAUCCCAAUGACAACUGGUUCAGUGAAAUUGUUCCACGAGAUUACUUUUACUUACUGCUUCCCAAGUCCUUGGAAUCCUUAACCGUCAAAUUCCCCGGAAAUUCAAGUGUGGUCGACAAUAAUCCAUACGACCCUGAUACUGCGUCCAAGCAGCCGAUUAAUGAGAACUGUGAGUGGAUCGAGAAACUGGCUCUACGGAAAUCUGAGUACUUUCCCGGCCUUCGCCACGUAAAGUUUUACGAGGAAGAGUUCAUGCGAAAGAAUAAGUCCUGGAAUGCGCCGCAACAAAUCAGUACACUUUACCGCCGGAACGGCAUCAGAUUGGAGGUGUCAGUACGUCCGCUUUCCGUCUACGAAUCUAAUGUAGAGCGUGACCACAGCGUUGAGUAUUUGGACCACAUGUUCUUCCCAUGUCAUACCCGGGAUUUAGAUUUGGACCAUGAUGCUCAUUUCACAGUGCCAGAGGUAGAGAUGUCAUCUUCACAAGACGCCACUAUCAAAUCUGCGCUAGAAAUCUUCCCGCGAAAGAUGCGGGAAGGCAACAAACUGUUUCUGAUGGGUCGUGUUGAAGAAAUCAGGUCCUUGAAUCCUCCCACUGAGAAAGAUGAAUUGGAUAAAAUGUCAAGAUUCUGGUUUGAAGGCUAUCCUGCAGCUGAGUGGCCGUCUCCUGGAUCUAACCAAGCUCACGUGGUGUACCGUUCAACGAGCAGGAUAUACGAAACUUUCUGGGCCCAAGAAACAGCCGUGACAUCAAUCGACGAGUUGCUGCUCCUGGAGCAUCCACUCUCAGAUGGAAUGGAUUGUGGAGACGCUAAAUUCACUCCUCCGUGGGAUAGAGACCAAAUUGAAAUGAUGGAGCGAUGGAUCAACAAGAAAGCAGGAAUGGGAGAAGAUGGGCCUCUGCGAAUGAACGAUGAGUUCAUAUCAUUUGUCAAAUAUGCCCCGCGAGGAGUACGAGAUCCCGACUUUCGCAAGUCCAGCAUAUGUGAAUUCUUACCAAGAUGGACUCCGCGGGGCAAUUACUGCGUCCCAUGCAAUGAAAAUCCAGAUGAAGGCACCUGGUACUUCCAGAGCGAUGAGGAUGGCAACCAGUCAUUCGAGGCAGAUGGCCAGAAAUACGACCUUUUGACCUACACUCAGGCAGGAAGAACCAGAUGCCCGUGGAAUAGCCACGUGAUGGGUCUUCUUGAACGCAUAUGGACUUCGUAUUAUGUUUUUUGCAAAAAGACAGAGAAGAAUGCUCCUGACAUUCAAAGAAACCACGAGCUGUAUACAGAAGAAAAUGGCUGGCAAUGGCGAAUAUUGUUCUUCGACGAUCGGUUUGAGACUGGCGUUUUCGCCGUGUAUUUAUUUGACAGUAUCGUCGAGUUCCUUGAGUGGUACGGUUCAUGGUACGAUCGACUGGAUAUGACCGAAGUUCGAAAGAGUACCGAACCAUUCCCAGGGAUGUCAUGGGAUGAAUGA
Molecule: messenger RNA, 2382 nt
Organism: Cadophora gregata
Lineage: Eukaryota; Fungi; Ascomycota; Leotiomycetes; Helotiales; Ploettnerulaceae
Exons: 3
Coding region: 1-2382 (793 amino acids)
Source: RefSeq, a predicted model, not a curated record